UUCUAUUCAGCAGGAAAGAGAAGGAGAAGAAGACAGGAGGCGGAGUCCCACGUUAGUCACUGUCUACCAGUAGUAGUUGGUUAUUCUUUUGUCGCAGACAAGCAGCAGGUUGUCAGCGUUUUAAUCUAAAAAGAAAUGAACGGGUUAGACGAGGAACCAAUGGCACCACAGACCUUUCUUUACGGGUGCGUGCUGGAAGCUGGUAAGGAGGUAGUGUUCAAUCCUGAGGACGAUGACUUUGAGCAUCAGCUAGAUCUAAGGAUGGCCUGUGUGGACCCCACCACGAAAGAUGAACUUCACAUGGUGGAGGUGGAAGGACAAGACACAGAGGGUCAGAAAAUCAAUGCAGCGCUGGUUUCACUUAAGCCCUCUACCCUGCCAAGUGUGUGUCUCGGUGGUUUCACAAUCACACCACCAGCGAUUUUCCGUCUGAAGGCAGGUUCUGGUCCAAUCCAUAUCAGUGGACAACACCUUGUCAUGAUGGAGGGUGAUCAGUCUUUUGAUGAAGAUGAUGAUGAAGAAGAGGAGGAAGAUGUCACAACAUCAAAGAAAAGACCUGCUUCCUCCCCUGCCCUCAAGUCUCAGAAAAAAAUUAAAAUGGACAUGGAGGAGGAGGAUGACGACGACGAUGAUGAUGAUGAUGAUGACGACGAAGAUGAGGACGAUGAAGAGGAUGAGGACGAGGAGAGUGAGGAGGAAGAGUCACCUGUUAAGGCCAAGCCAACACCAACCAAAAAAGCCCCUGCUCAGAAUGGCAAGAGUCCUAAACCCAGCACUCAAGCCACAAAGCAGGAAAAGACUCCUAAAGGUAAGGGUGACAAGUCACCUAAAACCCCACCAACUCCCAAAGGAACUUUAACGCUUCCUGAGAUUAAAGCCAAGAUGAUGGAGGCAGUGAAGAAGGGAGUAACAUUACCUAAACUCCAGCCCAAGUUUGAGAACUUCGUGAAGCAUGGUUAUAGAGUCUCAGAUACCAAGGUUGUUGCAGAGCUGUGGAAGUGGAGACAGACGGUGAAGGAUGCUAAAUAACAAUCUCAGUGGUUUUAUUAUCCAAUUUUAUGACUUGUUUAUACCCAUAGCACCUCUCAAACCCUCUGAAGCCAAACUCUGUGCCUCACACUUCAUUAAUUCUAAGUCUAGUCCAGCUCCACCUGCCCUUCUGUAUGAAGAGACUAGAGGGAUGGUGAUAUGGAUUCCUCCUCCAUCACUCUCUCAUUAGGGCAGAGAAAUGAUCUGGUUUGUUAAAUAAACCCUGGGAGAACCUACUUACAAAUCUGCAUCUUUGCAAAUCUGUAAAGAAAAUUCUCGCUAGAUUGUUGGCAUCCCCAGUAUGGAGAAUAUGUUUGGUUUUUGUUUUUUUGUUUUUUUUAAAUAUAUAUACACACAUACACACACACACAGUAAAGGUUGAUUUGGCCUCAUGCAGAAUAAUAAAAAUGCAUCAGAUUAUCACACACACUUAAAAGCACACAAGACGAGCAACGAAGCAGCUCAAGAAACUUCAUUCCAUUUAACGGUCAAUAAAACAUUGGAUAAUGUCGGCAAUCGUCACAUCUUUUGUCAGUUUUGGUAAAGCAGAAUUUUUGGUUGACGUCAGCAGUGAUCAUGAUAUUGAUUGAGCAAUAUUGAUUUGUCUAUUACUGUCAUGAACGUAAAAAGAAACUUUGCACUUUUUGAAAUGUUUUGAGUGUUUAUGCUAUUGUGAGAUUCCUUAGGUAAAGCUCCCAUAACAAAAUAAGUGUCCACUUAGUUUCAGUUUCAAACAUUGUAUCAGAAUUUUUCAUGUAUUUUACCGUCCGGAAAUGAUCAACCAUUUGGUUGCAACAAGAUGUGUUAACCUUAAGGACACAGUAUCACAAAUGAAGCGGCCUACCCAUUUCAGCACUGUCAUUGGCAUAAGUGGAGAUGGGGUCUGUUUCACUUUGUAUUGCCAUGACUACUGAUAGCCAAUAGGCCAAAGGUUAAGAACUUAACUCGGAGUGACUGAAUGCAUGAAGGAACCUGCAAAUAGUUAUUUUUUUAAAAUUGUGAGUUGCUUAUAAUUUUCCAAACCAGGAUUUGAAGAUGUUAUAAUGUUCUGAGAAAUGUUCACAAGUUUAAUGAAGCCACACAUUCUGUACUCAUUUGACCGGUUAAAGUAACAUUACAAAUGUAAAUGUUGAUGCAUGAGGCCUGUUACAGCAGAUCAUUCCAUGUUCUCAAGAAACAAGUACAUGUUUGUAUGACUUUAUAUAUGCUGUGGGUUUGGAUGGACUAUCCCAAAAUUGAUUAAAUAAAAUGUUGAAACAUU
Messenger RNA from Siniperca chuatsi (mandarin fish), 2290 nucleotides. RefSeq names its product nucleophosmin 1a (gene npm1a). Gene Ontology annotation, biological process: regulation of centrosome duplication; ribosomal small subunit export from nucleus; ribosomal large subunit biogenesis. Gene Ontology annotation, cellular component: nucleolus; ribonucleoprotein complex; nucleoplasm. Lineage: Eukaryota; Metazoa; Chordata; Actinopteri; Centrarchiformes; Sinipercidae. Gene Ontology annotation, molecular function: histone binding; RNA binding; chromatin binding. Bases 136 to 1029 code for a protein of 297 amino acids. The record is from RefSeq and is a predicted model, not a curated record. The transcript has 11 exons.